Molecule: messenger RNA, 2565 nt
Organism: Pneumocystis jirovecii RU7
Lineage: Eukaryota; Fungi; Ascomycota; Pneumocystomycetes; Pneumocystales; Pneumocystaceae
Exons: 5
Coding region: 1-2565 (854 amino acids)
Source: RefSeq, a predicted model, not a curated record
AUGUUAGAAUAUGAGACAGAAAACAAAAUAACACAGAAAGAAAGCAUUUUUAUACCAACAGAAACUCCAUUAACCAGUUCGUGUGAAGCAGGAACUUCAAAAACACAGAAAGAAAACUGGGAUACGUUAAUCAUAAAAGAAAAUGCUCAAGAAACAGAAAAGAACUUAGACUUUUUACUUUCAAGACUCGAAAAAGAAAAUAGACGACUCAUAGAUGAUCCCAAACGAGUGUCCUCUCGGUUCUUAACAAAUCAUUCCCAGCAACAUAUACAAGAUCUUAUAAAUUCACGCAUAAAUAAUCCAAAAAUAUCUUCAUUCCCAAUAAACGAAGUUGUCUCUAUUAAUAGUAUUGAAAACCUUGAUUUUUGGAUUUCAUUGAUUUCGGAUUAUAAUACAACAGCCAUUCAAUCACCACAUUUUUUAACAAAAAAAAUACGUGAAGGCAUACCACAUCCUCUUCGUGGUCUUGUUUGGCAGAGCAUGUCUAGUGCGCAGGAUACGCACUUGGAAGGUCUUUUUGAAACUCUACGCAAUGAGAGAAGCCCAUAUGAAAAAGUAAUUGUUCGUGAUCUUGCAAGAACAUUUCCAGGUGUUGAGAUGUUUAAAGAAGAAGGAGGUGAUGGCCAAAAAAAACUUCAAUCAGUUCUUCGUGCUUUUAGUUUAUACGAUGCGGAAGUAGGAUACUGUCAAGGUUUGGGAUUCAUCGUUGGCCCUCUUUUGAUGAACAUGUCCGAAUCCGAAGCUUUUUGUGUUCUUGUUAGACUUAUGGAAUGCUAUGAUAUGAGAACUAUGUUUACUGUUAAUUUAUCAGGGCUUCAUCUACGACUUUUUCAGUUUGAGCAUUUUCUUUCUCUUCGUGUACCAUCUGUUGCUACAUACUUUAGUUCUAUAGGAAUACAUCCUCUUAUGUAUGCUAGUCAAUGGUUUCUUAGCCUAUUUGCUGUUACAUGUCCUCUUUCAACGUUACAUAGAAUCUAUGAUAUAAUUUUCGGUGAAGGAGCUCCUGAAACUAUCAUAAGGGUUGCUAUUGCUUUGAUCAUAAAAAACGAAGAGCGUCUUUUAAGUAUUGAUUUUGAAGGAAAUUUACAAUUACUUCUUAGCCCAGAGUUAUGGGCAGUAUAUGGAAAAAAUAAUGACGAAUUAAUAUCAGAUGCACUUAAGCUUGACAAUAUUGUUACACGAAAUUCUUUAACAAAAUUGGAACAAAAAUUUAACCAAAAUAUAUCUGAAGAACAUAGAACUCUCAUAAAAUCCACUACCAAUGAAGUCCAAUCAACAUCUACAGGGUUUUUCGAAAAAUUACAAAAAAAUUCUAAUUCUUUACCAAUCUUUAUAAAUUCAUCUAAUUCUAAUUCAUUUUAUGAAAAUAAUAAUAUACAAAAAAUACCACAAAACUUAAAUAUUUCUUCAUUUUCGUCUGUAAACUCAAUACCAUUAGAAUCAGAAAAAACAAUAAAUUCAACAUUAUCAUCUAUAUGUUGUUCGGAGAGACAAUCAUUUAAAAAAACAUCUGGAUCUAAUAAUUUAUUUGAAAAAGAUAACAAAGAACUUCAUUAUCAAAUUGAAGACCUUGUUGUGGCUUUAAGCUCUUUACAAAGAGAACAUGCUUCUACUACUGAGGAAUUAGAAACAUUAGGAAGAAUUUCUUUAAAAUAUAAAAGUAUUGCUUUAAAACUAAUCGAAUUUAUCAAUGAGACUAUAAAUAGUCCUAAUAAAAAAAUAUCUAACUCUAAGAAUUCAAACGAACAAAAUUAUCAAGAAACUAACACUAUAGAUAAUUUCAUUUUUUCUGAUAAAAAUUAUGAAAACAAAAAUUAUGAUAAGAACAAAAUUAUUGAACAAUUAACAAAAGAAUUAGAUGAUUCUUCUCUCCCUCCUAAUCCUCUUGCAAAAGAACUUUCUUUUUUACAAGAAAAAUUGUCACAUGAACAAUCAAAAGUAAAAGACUUAGAAAAACAAGUUAAUUUAAAAGAAUUAGAAAUAAUAAACAUAAAGAAUAAAAUUCAUGAUAUUCAUAUACAUUGGGAUGAAAUGUUGGAAGAGAAACAAAGGAUUCAAAAAGCAAUUUCUGAAAACAAGUAUAAACAGUCCGAUUAUGUUAAUAACUUACAUAAAAUUUUUCUAAAUUCAUAUGACAAUACUAGUAAAAAAUUACAAGAAUUGAUGCUUCAGCAAGAUCACCAUAAAAAUGCAUCCCCUAAAAAUAUUAAUAUAUCACCUCAAUCACAAGAAUAUAACUGUUCAAGAAUGCUAUCAUCGACUUUAUCAUUAUCUCCAUCUAUAUCAGACAAUAGUCCAGCAACGCCGAAUACUUGUAUUUCAUGUGAACAAUUGCGCGAAGAACUUGCUAUAUGCAAAAAUAGAAUGGCUGUAUAUACUAAAAUGCUAGAAGAAUCUCGAAAACCAAGACAUCUUAAAAAACCAAUAUUUAAUGGACAAUAUGUAAAACCGCAGGCUAUAGAUUUAAAUUUAGUUUCAUCAACAUUAGACAUGUCAGGCGACGAUGUUUUGAGCUCCAAAAAUGGUAUAUUUUCAGGGAAAUGGGGAAAAUUUAAAUGGGGAUAA